AUCCAGCUUAGCAACAAUCUUGUCCAUUGCCAUCUCAUCGGCGAUUAAAAUCAGUGCCAUUUAUUUCUUCCUGACUGCUAUCAUUCUCUUGCUGGUUGUGUUCGACACGUUCUUCGCUCUUCCAUAUUUGAAAUUUUAUCGUCAUUAUAGGGCAAUAGUUGCUAUGAAACUUUCAGCUAAUGCCGGAGCCGUCAUUAAAGAGAAGCGAAAACGUCCGCUUCUGCAUACUUUUAAACAGGUUUGGAUGGUAGCCCUCUCCGUUUGGCUUGUUUACUUCUCUUCGGCAGUCAUCUAUCCCAGCAUGAUGGCAAACACCUCCAAAAUUGACCCACAGUUUCCUCUCCCAGAUGUCUACUGGAAACCAGUGUUUGGUUUACUCGUCUUUCCAGCAUUUGCUCUGUUGGGAAAUUUGUUAACAUUCUUCGUUAACAAGCCCGGCCCCCAGUUCCUGUGGAUCGCUUGUCUCCUCAGGGCGGUCUUGUCCAUCCCAUUCUUCCUUUUGUGUAACUUCCGAGCGGACACCAGAUCUCUUUCUGUCCUUAUAACUAACGAUUAUGCUUUUCUGGCCGGCGGGGCGCUGUUUGGGAUGACCCACGGGUACAUGGGUGCGCUGGGAAUGAUGUAUGGGCCAGAACGAGUGGAGAUAGAGAACGCCAGUUCAGCGGGAAUGUUCAUGUCUGUGGCUUUGAGCUUAGGAAUUCUUUGUGGGACUAACUUUUCUAUGGUGGUCAAAUUCUUUGUGGAGAAUGCGGGCGGAUAA
Molecule: messenger RNA, 760 nt
Organism: Liolophura sinensis
Lineage: Eukaryota; Metazoa; Mollusca; Polyplacophora; Chitonida; Chitonidae
Product: equilibrative nucleoside transporter 1-like
Exons: 7
Coding region: 164-760 (198 amino acids)
Biological process (GO): nucleoside transmembrane transport
Cellular component (GO): plasma membrane
Molecular function (GO): nucleoside transmembrane transporter activity
Source: RefSeq, a predicted model, not a curated record